Messenger RNA from Drosophila subobscura, 2150 nucleotides. It is a transcript of the gene cert, whose product is annotated as ceramide transfer protein. Bases 185 to 2005 code for a protein of 606 amino acids. The record is from RefSeq and is a predicted model, not a curated record. The transcript has 9 exons. Gene Ontology annotation, cellular component: Golgi apparatus. Lineage: Eukaryota; Metazoa; Arthropoda; Insecta; Diptera; Drosophilidae. Gene Ontology annotation, molecular function: phosphatidylinositol-4-phosphate binding. Gene Ontology annotation, biological process: ER to Golgi ceramide transport.
AAUUCCAACUCGAGUGAAGAUCAAAACAACAAAUUAAUUUGAAAAUUGCAUGAUUAGAAUAUGUGCGGUUGCACAAACCGAGACGAGCCGCAGAAGAACACGUAACAACGUGUUGCACCAAUGUGUGUGGAGUACAGCCUCAAUCAAUAAACGAAAGAUAACUUGAACGGCCUUCAGUUGCGGCAUGGAUCUGGUGACGACAAGUGGCGCGAUGACUGCAGCGACGGGGGAAUCCACAUCGCCGCCUUCGAGCAACGAGGCGGCAGCUGGCUCCCAGAGCGAUGCCUCCGAGGAGGAGGAGUAUCUGGAUAACAGCAUCGAACUGCGCGGUUACCUCAGCAAGUGGACGAAUUACAUCUACGGCUGGCAGCCGCGCUACAUUGUGCUCAAGGACGGCACCUUAUCCUACUACAAAUCCGAGUCCGAGUCGGAUUUCGGCUGCCGCGGUGCCAUCAGCCUGACGAAGGCAACCAUUAAGGCGCACGAGUCGGAUGAGCUGCGCUUCGAUGUGGUGGUUAAUAACCUCAACAACUGGUGCCUGCGUGCCGAGACCAGCGAGGAUCGCAUGCACUGGGUGGAGGUGCUGCAGCUGUACAAGGAGGACACCGGCAGCACGGACACCACCUCGCUGCGGCGGCACGGCAGCACCAUGUCGCUGCAGUCCAACACCAUUUCGCUGACCAGCGGCGGAAGCCUCAAGAAGACCCAACGCAAUCUGCGCGAGAAGGUCGGCGAGUUGGAGACCUUCAAGGACAUUCUUUUCGGGCAGAUAGAGACGCUGCAGCGCUACUUUGAUGCCUGCUCCGAGCUGAACAAGAGCAAUGCACAGCCACUGGACCUGGGCGACGGUCUCAAGUGCAUUGAUUUCAAGGGUGAAUCCAUCACGUUUCGUGCCACAACAUCCGGCGUGCUGACUACCCUGCAACAUUGCCUGGAAAUCAUAGCCGAGAGCGAUGAGUCAUGGAAGCGAAAACUGGAGCGUGAAAUUGAUAAGCGACGGCGCUCGGAGGAGCAAAAUAAGCGAUCCAAGGACGAAAUCGAGAGGCUGAAACGCCUGUCAUAUCCUGGGCCAGAUUUCGAGGAGGGUCCACAUUCCACAUUGCCGGAGGAUGAGUUCUUCGAUGCUGUUGAAACGGGCCUGGACAAAAUCGAGGAGGACAUGCAGCUGCGCUUCAAACUGAAACUGCAGUCCCAAAUCUCACAGACGCUGGUGAAUGUGCCGCACGAGGCAGUGGCCGAGGGCGAGGAGGCACGCGAGGAGUUCGGCACCGGUGCAGAGGCCAAAUGCCAUGCCCUGUGGCCCGAGAUUGAUCGCGUUUGCAAGGAGCAACUGCACUAUGCACGCGAGGGCGUCGGCCAGGAUGGCAAUGGCUGGCAAAUCUUUGCGGACGAGGGCGAAAUUAAAAUGUACAAACGCGAGGAGGAAGUCAAUGGCCUGGUGAUGGAUCCCCUGAAGGCCUACCACUCGGUCCAAGGUGUGACUGCUCGUGAAAUGUGCCAUUACUUCUUUAUGCCUGAGUUCCGCAACGAUUGGGAGACUACCCUGGAGGACUGCACAAUUCUGGAGAAAAUCUCAGCAGACACAUUGCUCUUUCUGCAAACGCAUAAACGCAUCUGGCCGGCCAGCCAGCGGGAUGCACAAUUCUGGUCGCAUAUGCGCAAAAUCACCGACAAUCUCGAGCCGGGCGCACGGGACAUGUGGGUGGUGUGCAAUAACUCCACGGAGUAUUCCAAGCAAGAGUCCAAGAAUGGCAAAUGUGUGCGCAUCUUCCUCACCGUCAUACUGUCCUGCCAAACCCACUUGCCCGACGACUAUGUCAAGGGUCAGCCAUUGAAUCGCAAUGAUUUAACCUGCAAAAUAACCUACUGCUCCGUGGUGAAUCCUGGUGGCUGGGCACCGGCGAGUGCUCUGCGCGCUGUGUACAAGCGCGAGUAUCCCAAGUUUCUGAAACGCUUCACUGGCUAUGUAAUAGACCAGUGCAAGGACAAGCCGAUUAUGUUCUGAUAUUUGCCAUAAGCAACAAAGCAAUCAAACACCAAUCAAAGUUGAAACGUAUCCAUGUAUUUAGCGUAAAGUUAUUCCUUAAGAUGCCAGCCCAGCCACAGUCUGGGAUCGUUUUUUGCUACAUCUCCGAAAACCCCAAAAACCC